This is a messenger RNA of Helobdella robusta, 189 nucleotides long. RefSeq lists its product as hypothetical. The record is from RefSeq and is a predicted model, not a curated record. The transcript has a single exon. NCBI's taxonomy places the organism in Eukaryota, Metazoa, Annelida, Clitellata, Rhynchobdellida, Glossiphoniidae. Gene Ontology annotation, molecular function: DNA binding. The annotation marks the transcript as partial.
ACAACGCAGAGAGGCGGCAGAAACAUCUCUCAAUAUCAAAGAAACAUUCUGGAAAAAGAAUAUGAGAAAUGUAAAUGUAUCACUAAUGAUAACAAAGAAAGGAUAUUAUUGGCAACAGGUCUUGAACUGAAGCAAAUAAAGGCCUGGUUCCAAAACAGGCGAACGAAAGAGAAAAAAGAGCAAGGAAGA